Cercocebus atys (sooty mangabey) is the source of this 7720-nucleotide messenger RNA. RefSeq names its product putative homeodomain transcription factor 1 (gene PHTF1). The record is from RefSeq and is a predicted model, not a curated record. Lineage: Eukaryota; Metazoa; Chordata; Mammalia; Primates; Cercopithecidae. The transcript has 19 exons. Gene Ontology annotation, cellular component: endoplasmic reticulum. Bases 676 to 2964 code for a protein of 762 amino acids.
CCGAAGGCUGCUACCCGGUGGUCGGCUGAGCGGCUCUAGCCCAGCUCUCAGACGGCUGAGUCACUGCCGCCCGGCCCGGCCCGGAAAAGACGAGCGCCGCCGCCGCCGCCGCGCCGCCUCUCGGGCUCCCGGGCUCUCGGGGUCCCGGGCCUUUGCACCUGUCUUUUCCAGCUGGGCACAAAGCCUUUUGCUGUCGCCGUGGCGACUGGCGGCCUAGCGAAGACCUCCUUUACUUUUAAUCCCCCUCAUUUUCCAGUCCAUUUUCUGCUUAUUUUCUGGUCAGUCCGUGACCCUCUAGGUGGGCUUGGACCCGCGAUCGAUUUGCCGCCCUCAGGGCGCUGGGCAGCCCGGCUGCCUCCGAGGUUGGGGCAGCCUCCGCGGUCUCCAUGGUAACGGCCUCGCCGGCGUUUCCGCCUAGGUGGGAAGAUGCGGCCUGCCCUGCCCGCCGCCUCGCCCCCGGCCUUACGGUGGGACCCCGGGCACUGAGGACGAAGGUCCCGGGCGCCGGCCCGCGGGGCAACGGGCACUAGCUGGAGAAAGAGCAGCUCAUGGAGAGGCUGAGAGAAGCGGUUUUUGAGUCCUACCCAAAUUGGGAGAGUAACCUUCAGCAGCUGGACUCACCGACUGGUUUUCCUUCAUUUUCAGUGAAAUCCCAUUCUCUGGCUGGAGACACAGAUGGCCUCAAAUGAGAGAGAUGCUAUAUCGUGGUACCAAAAGAAGAUUGGAGCCUACGAUCAGCAGAUAUGGGAAAAGUCAAUCGAACAGACUCAGAUUAAGGGUUUGAAAAACAAACCAAAAAAGAUGGGCCACAUAAAGCCAGACUUGAUUGACGUUGACUUAAUCAGAGGGUCAACAUUUGCCAAAGCAAAACCUGAAAUUCCAUGGACAUCUCUGACUCGGAAGGGGCUUGUUCGAGUUGUAUUUUUUCCAUUGUUCAGCAAUUGGUGGAUUCAGGUUACCUCUUUAAGAAUCUUUGUUUGGCUGUUACUACUUUAUUUCAUGCAAGUUAUAGCAAUUGUCUUAUAUUUGAUGAUGCCUAUUGUGAACAUAAGUGAAGUACUUGGACCCUUGUGCCUUAUGCUACUCAUGGGAACUGUCCACUGUCAAAUUGUGUCUACUCAGAUAACAAGACCAUCAGGAAACAAUGGAAAUCGAAGAAGAAGAAAAUUGCGAAAAACUGUAAAUGGUGAUGGGAGCCGAGAAAAUGGAAAUAACUCCUCUGAUAAAGUCAGAGGAAUAGAAACUUUGGAAUCUGUACCCAUUAUUGGUGGUUUUUGGGAGACUAUCUUUGGCAACAGGAUUAAAAGAGUAAAAUUAAUAUCUAACAAAGGGACUGAAACUGACAAUGACCCAAGUUGUGUCCGUCCUAUCAUUAAGAAGAGACAAUGUCGACCAGAGAUUAGAAUGUGGCAAACAAGAGAGAAAGCAAAAUUUUCAGAUGGAGAAAAGUGCCGUAGGGAGGCUUUUAGGCGUUUGGGUAAUGGGGUGUCUGAUGACCUGUCAAGUGAGGAAGAUGGUGAAGCACGGACACAGAUGAUAUUAUUGCGUAGGAGUGUGGAAGGGGCCUCAAGUGACAAUGGUUGUGAAGUUAAGAAUAGAAAAUCAAUACUUUCAAGGCACCUAAACUCUCAGGUAAAGAAAACCACUACAAGGUGGUGUCAUAUUGUGCGGGAUUCAGAUAGUCUAGCUGAAUCAGAAUUUGAAUCAGCAGCCUUUAGCCAGGGCUCUAGAUCUGGUGUGAGUGGUGGCUCUCGAAGCCUCAACAUGUCAAGAAGAGACUCAGAAAGCACCCGCCAUGACUCGGAGACUGAGGAUAUGUUAUGGGACGACCUGCUACAUGGCCCGGAGUGCCGGUCAUCUGUCACCAGUGACAGUGAGGGGGUUCAUGUGAAUACCCUUCACUCAGGGACCAAACGUGACCCCAAAGAGGAUGUUUUUCAGCAGAAUCAUUUGUUCUGGCUUCAGAAUUCAAGUCCCUCCUCUGAUCGAGUUAGUGCAAUAAUCUGGGAGGGGAAUGAGUGCAAAAAGAUGGAUAUGUCUGUGUUGGAAAUAAGUGGCAUCAUCAUGAGCAGGGUCAAUGCCUAUCAGCAAGGAGUAGGUUAUCAGAUGCUGGGAAAUGUUGUCACUAUUGGAUUAGCAUUUUUUCCAUUCUUACAUCGACUUUUCCGUGAGAAGAGCCUUGACCAGCUAAAGUCCAUUUCAGCUGAGGAGAUCUUGACUCUCUUUUGUGGGGCACCACCUGUUACACCUAUUAUUGUUUUGUCCAUAAUUAAUUUUUUUGAAAGAUUGUGUCUUACUUGGAUGUUUUUUUUCAUGAUGUGUGUGGCAGAGAGAACAUAUAAACAGAGAUUUUUAUUUGCAAAACUCUUCAGCCAUAUUACUUCUGCCAGGAAAGCUAGGAAAUAUGAAAUACCUCAUUUCAGACUUAAGAAAGUGGAGAAUAUUAAAAUAUGGUUAUCACUGCGUUCCUAUCUAAAGAGACGGGGGCCACAGCGUUCAGUGGAUGUGGUUGUAUCCUCAGUCUUCCUACUGACACUUUCGAUUGCUUUCAUUUGUUGUGCUCAGGUUCUCCAAGGACACAAAACUUUCCUGAAUGAUGCUUAUAACUGGGAGUUUUUGAUCUGGGAAACAGCUUUACUACUUUUCUUAUUGCGUCUGGCCUCAUUGGGGUCUGAAACCAAUAAGAAAUACAGCAAUGUUUCGAUAUUACUUACAGAACAGAUUAAUUUAUAUCUUAAGAUGGAAAAAAAGCCAAAUAAGAAAGAACAGCUUACUCUAGUAAACAAUGUAUUAAAGCUGUCCACCAAGUUGUUGAAAGAGCUGGACACACCGUUUAGACUCUAUGGACUGACAAUGAAUCCCUUAAUCUACAAUAUCACAAGAGUAGUUAUCCUUUCUGCUGUCUCAGGUGUUAUAAGUGAUCUUCUAGGAUUUAAUAUAAGAUUGUGGAAAAUUAAAUCAUAAGCUGAGUUAAAUGCCUGGACUCUCCCCUGACUGGUAUCAAAACUUACCUAUCAAGGAAAGAGAUGACUGCAGAAACCAGUGAGAUACCCACCUGCUUGUUCACAUGCACAGGUGCUCUCAGCUCUGCCAAAGCGAAUGAAUGGUGUUUCCAGAGGAACAAGUCCUUUUCCAACUGGGCGUGCAUGCUAAAAACCUAUAUCUUCAUGCUUUUCAAACAACACGAAUAGUCAGCCGACUAAAGACACUGUGUGUUUUGGUAACACAAGGACAAUUUUGUAAGUUAGUAAAUUUAUUAUGUGCACUUCUGUACUGUGACAGUUACGUUUACUGGCCAUAGUCUUUUGGGCAACUAUGGUAGAUGCCCAAAGCAUGAAGCAAAUGUCUUUUAUUGGAAAUAUGCAAAUUCAAUAUUUUUACAUUAUAGUCUAUAGAAUUGGAGAUUUCAUUUCUCUAUCAAAGAGAGAUCAAACUAUUUUAGGUUAAAUCCAAAUAAAAGAACUUUACUGGAGACUUUCAGUUUCUAGGUUUUCUUUGUUGUUGAAGGAAGAAAAAUAACUUUUAAACUCUGAGUUUCUGUUGAACUGUGGAUGAAUGUUUUGUUAGUUUACAAUUUUGAGUUAAUCCUAAUGACUGUAUAGUUGUUGGUGAACGAUGCAUGCACACAAUAUGCCAUGUAAUUCAGCAUGAAAAAUUUAAGUAUAUGCCUACUCAUCCAUUUCCAUCAUACAACGUGGUUUCCAUGUUCUGUGUGGAAGUCAUGGAAGCAUGGUUUCCAUAUAGAUCAUCUGAGUUGUGGUUCCUAACACAGUGUUCUGUGUCCUAUCACAAGCAUCAUUGAUAGUUUAUCUGUUGUGCAACUUAAUGUAUUAAACCCUCAGUACAUUUUCAGGUCCUCAGUGUCUAUAGUCGACCAUGCCAUGCCUCUGAUGAUAUAGAUUCUGUAAUGCAGCAUCCUCUUAUACACAUGCAUAUACAUAUGUUAAUGAAUUUUUUUUUGUCUACUUAUAAUUCUUGCUCAUUAAGUUACCUGCUUUGAAGAAUCUCUUUUUUUUUCCUUUUUUUGAGACAGAAUUUCGCUGUGUUGCCCAGGCUGGAGUGCAGUGCCACCAUUUUGGCUCACUGCAACUUCCACCUCCUGGGUUCAAGUGAUUCUCCUGCCUUAGCCUCCUGAGUAGCUGGGAUUACAGGUGCCCACCACCACACCUGGCUAAUUUUGAAGAAUCUCUUGAGGCAAAUUGAAAGCUUGAACAUUUUAAUGAUAAGGUUUUGUGAACUUUUAAAUAAACAUAAUUUAGAAACUUGGUUAUUACAUGUAAAGCAUGUAUUCAUUCAAAAUCAGAGUAUCAGUUGCAUAUUUUCUAAUAAGCAGGAAGAUUUGUGAGUUUUAGAGGUGGAUUUCUGAAGAGUCCAGGGAUUGAGGUCAGACUUUUCUGAGUUCAAAUCUUUGGCCCUGCCACUUAUUAGCUCUUUGUAUAUUAAUUUCCUCACUUCUUAACCCAUUUAUGGGAAUAAUAACUACAAGUGGGGAUAAUAACUACAUAAUAGGGUUGUUAAGAUUAAAUGAGGUUAUCAUGUAAGGUACUUGCACAGUGUAAAGUAUUUAAUACUUAGCAAAUCUACAAUAAAUAUGUUACUAUUUAAAGUCCUUUAAAAAAAAUCUCACUGAUAAUUCCUGUGAAGACAGAAACAUAGAAAGCAAGGUUGCCGAACUAGAAGUUGAUUACCAAAAAUAUGCAACCUUUUAUACAUGAGUUAUAAUUUUUUAAAUGGUAAAACUCCAUUAUAGUGAUCUACCUUUAGAAGGAAGUGUUCUGUGGAAGCACUUCAGCAUCUCAACAGAUGGCUCAUAGAAACCAUGCUUUUACUAUUUCCAUAGGGAACAGUAGCAGUAAUCUCAAAUCCAAAAUUGAGCUCACUGCAGAUUUCAAAUGAAAACUGAUGCCUUCAUCUUUUUCUUCUACAAAAAUGCUGUUCUAUUUUUAUGUACAACUUUUACACAGUGAAUUCUUAGUUUAAAAGCAGUGUUUAGAGUAUAUUAAUUCACUUGUGUGGAUUGCUUCAGUUGUGGUUUUGAUGGUGUAUAUUGGUUUAAAUUAUUUUUCAGAUGGGUAAAAUUAUAUGUAAGUAUAGUUAAUCAUAUCAGUAACUUAGGAAUGAUUCUUGACUCAUUUUUCUUCCUCAUACCUCACAUCCAAUCAAUCACCAAGUCUUUGAAUAAUUAUCUUCUAGGUAUCUUUCUGAUCAGUCCACUUUUUCUUCCUCCCCACUGCCAUUGCUCUUAAGUCAGCAUCCUUGGUUUUUUGAACAAGUUUCUGCUAUCUCUGCUCUUAUGUAUGCUUGACUCCUCUUUCCCCCAUGCCUAACCCACUCAUCUCAAAAGUGUAAUAUGUCUUUCCUGAAAUGUAAGUUUCGUCAUUUAGAAUCCAUUAGUAGCUUACUAGCACUUUGAAGAUGAAAAUCCAAAAUUCUUUUAGCAAGGUGUAUAGGCCUACCCUAUUGAGAAAGAUUUUGAAUCUUCAUAUUUGAAAGAUACUUUUGCUGGGUAUAAAAUUCUAGGUUUAAAGAUGUGGUUGUGCUGUUACCUCCUGGGUUGCAUUGUUUCUGACAAGAAGUCUACAGUCACUCUAAUCUUUGCUCCUCUGUAAGUGUCUUUUUUUUUUUUUUUUUUUUAACUCUGGCUACUUUUAAGAUUUUUAUCUUUACCAUUGAAUUUGUGCAAUUCAAUUAUAGUGUACAUUGGUUUAGUUUUCUUCAUGUGUUCUGUGCUUGGGGUUUGUUGAACUUAUUGGAUCUUUGGUUUUGUAAUUUUCAUAUUAUUUUAUAUAGAGUUUUCUAUUUUCAUAUAAAAUUUGGAAACAUUUUUGCUAUUCCUUAAAAUAAAUUUUCUAUAGUCUACUCUUACCUACUUCCUUCUGGGACUCAAAUUUACAUGUAUAUUAGACUGCUUGAAGUUGUUCCUCAACUCACUGAUGCUUUAUAUGUUUGUCCAGCCUUAUGUUUGUUUUAAUUUUGGAUGAUUUCGUUUGCUGUGCCUUCAAGUUUGCUUUUUUGCACUGAUAUGCUAUUAAUCCCAUCCUAUGCAUUUUUCAUCUCUAGAAGUUUGAUUUUGGUCUUUUUUAUAUCUUCCAUGUCUCUCUUUAACAUGAGUAUUCUUUUCUCUACCUCAUGUAACAUAAUACAUUUAUAAUAGGAAUAGUAUAUAAGGAUAUUAAAACAGUUAUUGUGUCACUUCCCCCCCCCCCAUUUUGGGUCAUUUUCCUGCUGUUUUGCAUGCCUGGUAAUUUUUUAUUGGCUAUGAAUUUUAUACUGUUGGUGUUUGUGUGUAUGUAUGUAUUCUUCUUGGUAGUCUUUUAAAUAUUCUUGAGACUUUGUUUUGGAACACUGUAAAGUUAUUGGAAAUAGUCUGAUUAUUUCAAGGCUUGCUUUUAAGCUUUGUUAGGUGGGCAAGAGCAGCCUUUAGUUUUUCUCCGUUCACUGAAGCAAUAUCCUUCUGAGUACUCUACCUGAUGCUCUGUUCAUUAUGAGGUUUUUUCUUUGGCUGUAGUAGCGUGAACUAUUCCCAGACUUGUGUGAACUUCUGGAAUUUUUCUGCCUGCUUCUUGGAGGUUCUUAACCUGUUCUUGGGUAUUCCCUCAUAUGCUUGUGCGGAUCAAUAUUCAGCUAAAGACUUGAAAGGAGCCCUCUGCAUGUCUCUGGAACCCUCCCUUCUCUGUGCAGCUGCAUUCUCUCUGGUACUCCUACUUAUAAAUUCUAGACCCCAGGCCUUCUCCAAAUUCUCAAUUCUGUCUCCUCAACUCAGCAAGACUACUUGGUUCUUUUUGGGUUCUCCCUUUUUGCACCACAGCCUAGAAACUGCCUCCUUGUAAAACUGCUUGAAUGAAAUAAUUUGGAGCGGUUAUGGGACUCACCUUGUUUAAUUCUACUAUCCUGUGCUGCCUGGUGUCUAAUAUCUAAAAUCCAUUUUUUCGUAUUUUUAAAAUUGUUUUUCAGUUGUUUGAAAUUUGAAGAGUAAAACAACUCUUCAUUACCUUAGUAAGUGAGUUUCUCCAGUUGCUCAGGCCGAAAGCUCCAUAUCUAAUCUACUACCAUGUCAUGCCAGUUCUGCAUUUCCACAGCUACUAGGUUAAGCCUCCUUCACUCUCACCUGGACUACUGUGUGACCCACUGGUCUGUUUCCAUUCUUGUCUCCUACAGUUGGUUUUUCAUAGCCACAUGAAUGAGCUUCAAAAUUUGGAAACUAACAUUGUUCCUACUUAAACCUUUCCUGGCUUUCUCUUUGGUGGCCUCCAAGGCCCUUCAUUAUCAUGCUUGCCUUGCUUUCCAGCUUUACCUCCUUUAUAGCCUCACUCCUUUACCUCACCACCACACUGACCUCCCUCUGCUCUUCUAUUAGUCUAAUUAUUCUAUUAUUCUGCUCUUCUAUUAUUCUUUCUCAUAUCAGGCUUGUGCAAGCUUGUUUCAUCUGCCUGGAAUGUAUUUUCUUAGGUUUAUCUCUGGCUGGCUGCUGCUUAUCUCUCAGCUGUCAGCUGUCAGUUCCUUAGAGGGCCUUCUCUCAUGACCCUAAUUAAAGUAGUUACCCAUUUUAUCCAUUAUCAGUUAUACCGCCUUGUUAAUUUCCUUCAUGGCACUUACCACAAUUUUAUCGUGUUUAUUUUUUGACUGUCUGUCUCCUUUCCCACUAGAGUGUAAGUCCCUUGAAGGCAGAGACUUUUUCUUGUCCCCAGAACAUAUAAUAGGUGUUCAAUAAAAAUGUGUU